CUAAAUUCAAAUUGGAAAGUGCACUAUAUAUUUUAAAGUCUACUAAAUAACGCGUUUUUGACCCGAAUGACCUUCCAUACCAAUCCGCCACAUUUUUCAAAAGUCAUUGCUAAAAGACAGAGCUUGUGUUUGUUUCCUCAUCCUUACUGCUACCAGCGAUAUAGUACAUAAAAAAACAUGUGGUUUUAUCUGCGUUUGGUCAUGUGAUUAUAACAUCCGGGUGAGAGGUGGCUCGUUGCAUGUCAGGACCAGUUUGGAAAACCGAAGUAAGCGCGAAGCAGUCUCGGGUAGUGUAUAGCGUAUAGAAGUUCAACUACGACAGUAUUUUUCAACAAAGUGUCUAAUCUGCAGUGCAAAUUGAUGAACCAGUCAUCAGGGGUAUACCGUUCUGCAAUGUCACAGUCCCCGCACACAAGUGAAGUCUUUAACCAGCUACUGGGAAUGCUGGACCAAACCUCCUUUCACUCGAUUCAGCCGAUCGAGCUGGACUUCAGUGAGGCUCCUGAGAGUGACUAUCCCGGGAACACGAUUCAGAUCAGCAUGGACUGCAUCACCAUGCAGAACCGGGAGGAGGCAGACCCCCUGUGGUCGCAGUACACAAACCUGGGGCUCCUAAACAGCAUGGACCAGCAGAUGCAGAACGGGGGCUCCUCCUCCACCAGCCCCUACAACAACGAGCAUGCCCAGAACAACGUGACGGCCCCCUCUCCCUACGCCCAGCCCAGCUCCACCUUCGACGCGCUCUCCCCGUCGCCAGCCAUCCCCUCCAACACAGACUACCCUGGGCCACACACCUUCGACGUCUCCUUCCAGCAGUCCAGCACCGCCAAGUCCGCCACCUGGACGUACUCGACAGAUCUGAAGAAACUGUACUGUCAGAUUGCCAAGACCUGCCCGAUUCAGAUCAAGAUGAUGACCCCUCCCCCGCAGGGCGCGGUGAUCCGGGCCAUGCCAGUGUACAAGAAGGCGGAGCACGUCACAGAGGUGGUGAAGCGCUGUCCCAACCACGAGCUGAGCCGCGAGUUCAACGAUGGCCAGGUAGCGCCGCCCAGUCACCUGAUCCGAGUGGAAGGAAAUAACCAUGCCCAGUAUGUGGAGGACCCAAUCACUGGCCGGCAGAGCGUUCUGGUGCCCUAUGAACCCCCCCAGGUGGGCACUGAGUUUACCACCAUCCUUUACAACUUCAUGUGCAACAGCAGCUGUGUCGGGGGAAUGAACCGGCGCCCCAUCCUCAUCAUUGUCACACUGGAGACCAGAGAUGGUCAGGUCCUGGGUCGCCGCUGCUUCGAGGCCCGAAUCUGCGCCUGCCCGGGCCGAGACCGCAAGGCAGACGAGGACAGCAUCCGAAAACAGCAGGUCACAGACGGAACAAAAAACGGUGAUGGUACGAAACGCCCUUUCCGUCCAACGUCCCACGGCAUACAGAUGACAUCGAUUAAGAAGAGAAGAAACACAGAUGAUGAAUUAUUUUGUCUAUCUAUAAAAGGCCGUGAGAUUUAUGAGAUUUUGGUGAAAAUUAAAGAGUCUUUGGAGCUCAUGCAGUUCUUGCCACAGCACACAAUCGAAACAUACAGGCAGCAGCAGCAGCACCUGCUCCAGAAACAAUUCGGUGUCUUCGGCGACGAGAGUAACGGCAUGUAUGCUUUUCCGUGCCCCAGGACCUCCAUGCAAUCACCAUCCUCCUACGGCUCCAGCUCACCCCCACUCAACAAAAUGCCCAUCAUGAACAAACUGCCCUCCGUCAGUCAGCUCAUCAACCCGCAGCAGCGCAACACACUCACCCCCUCCGCCAUGUCCGGGGGCCUAGCCGACAUGGCUCCGAUAAUGGGCUCGCACAUCCCCAUGGGCAGUGAUAUGAGCGCGCUCAGCCCCACACAGGCUGUGCAGUCCCAGCUGCCCAUGCAGCCGCUGUCGUCACACUGCACCCCCCCGCCCCCCUACCCCACCGACAGCAGCAUCUCCAGUUUCCUGCUGAGGCUUGGCUGCUCGUCGUGCCUGGACUAUUUCACUACCCAGGGGCUCACCAGUAUUUACCAGAUCGAGCAUUACAACAUGGAGGACCUGUCCCACCUGAAGAUCCCGGAGCAGUUCCAGCAUGCCAUCUGGAAGGGGCUCUCGGACCACCGGCAGACCCUGGAGUACUCCCCCUCCCCCUCCCAGCACCUCAUGCGCUCCACCAGCGGGGCCUCCAACGCGAGCGUGGGCUCCUCCGAGGCGCGUGGUGAGCGGGUCAUCGACGCUGUCCGCUUCACCCUGCGGCAGACCAUCUCCUUCCCCCCGCGCGACGACUGGAGCGACUUCUCGUUUGACAUGGACUCCCGUCGGAACAAACAGCAGCGCAUCAAGGAGGAGGGCGAGUGAGGUCCCCUCGCCGGACACGACUCUCCUGUGACACCCGAGACCCAUGACCACGGUGCACACCGACUGGACACGCAACCUGUUUUCAUUCUUCAAACUUUUUAUUUUAUUUGACUUUUGAAAAUUUUUUUUAAACAAAAAAAGAAAAGGGAUAAGAGAAUGUUGCACUUAAUUUUUUUUAUUUUUCUUCUCCCGAUAUCUUGGCUCUGGUUAUUGCAGGUUGGGUGGGUGGCGAGUGGUGGUUAUAAAUUAAGUGCGUUUUUUUGUUUUUUUGUGACACAGCACUUGCAGUACAUAAAAAAAAAGAAAAGAAAAAAUUCCUUUAGAUUGAAGCUUUGCAGUCUGCUCAGCUGUAUUCUUGUUUUAGGAUCAUCUUUAAUAUAUAUAUAUAUAUAUAUAUAUAUAUAUAUAUAUAUAUAUAUUAAAGAAAGGUUCGGGUCCUGCAAACAGACAUUGUCGGUGCUGACUCUUAUUUGGUUUAAAAUGUACUUUGCUCCCUGUACUGUGGGGUUACUGACUGAUAAAAAUCCUCACUUUUUGGGGUAACCCUUUAAGAUACCAAAUGUAAUUAAAUAGUGGGAGUAGCCAAGUGUUCUGCUUUUUUUGUUUGUUUUUUUUUAAUAAAAAAAGAAAUAAAAAAAAAUUAUAUAUAUAUAUAAGACUGCCAAAAGAAAGUAUUAUGCCAUCUUUAAAGUUCAAUUACUUGAAUUGCAUAACAUUGGUUUUCCGAUCCAUAAUUACAAGAUUAAGUAUUGUUUAGUAACAGCCUUGUUUUACCCAUUCCCCUGAUCCUAAUCUGCAAGUCCAGUAUUGCUUCACUGGGCUGUUACAGUAUUGGAUUGUACACACAGUAGACUGAACCCAUGGAGAGCUGAUGUCACAGUAUACCCUUUAUAGCCUUGUACAGCUGUUUUCUUCUUUAAUAUGUAGUCGCGUCACACUUACAUAAUGAUCAUUUAGUAGUCUCUUUUUUUUUUUUUUGUCCAUAUGAAAGUUGUUUUUUUAUGAUUUAAAAGUGUAUAUAUGUUCAAGGAAUGUGUUUCUCAUAAAUCUAGAUUUCUUCAUGUGUAUAUUGAAGGCAUAACAUUUUGAAAUGUAGACAGCUAUCCACCAUAUUAAAGAUUUAUAUCAAGGUUAUAUUUUCUUUUCCUAUGGGUUAUUAAAUCAGGGAUGGAAAUAAGAAUCCCAUUGCAUAGCAGUCUGAUCCAUUCCUGCUUUUACUAUGCGUUUAAUGACACAUCUGAGCUUGUUACCUACACACUGCUCGCAAGCUCGCAGUAAAACCUGGAAUGGGUGAAACUGCUAUGCAAUAGGAGUCUUAUUUAAAUCCCUAGUUAUUAAUACAGAUGUUGCCUCUAUUUUGUCCCUUAGUAUGGCUUGCAAUUCUCAGAACUGUGCAACAUAAACAGCAGAGCAAUAAAGAAAUCUACAAUGUAUUACUGUAUAUACAAUACAUUUCUAUCUAGAAGAUAACAUUUACAUUUGUAUUUGAAGCCCAGGAAUGUAUAACAACUUGAACAUCUCUACCGUAUGCUAAUGGCAAUGCAGUGGCUUGCGAUUAAAUGACAGAACUUCACACAAGAUACUGUGAGAAUAUGAAGUAACGUGUUCAUCCAUAACACUCGACCAGAACAUAGGAGUCACACUAGUAAACUCUGAAUUAUUCUAAAACUGUAUGUCUUCUGAGCGACUAAAACUAACAAAGGAACCAAGUCAAGCAGACAAGCUGUGAGUCUCGGCCAAUGUCUUUGUCAGUGUUAUUAAAGUAAGAUUCACAGGCUUGCUGUACUUCAUGAUCGUUGAAGACUCUUUUCUACUGAAAUGUUUUAGUGCCUUCCAAAGCCGAGCAUGUAUUAUAUUUCUAAACCUGACACCCUUUCGCUGUUUCACUGACCGGGGCAUUGUCUUGGCCGUCUGGGAAGCGAUCAUUUCAAUUUGUAUUUGUAUAUCGUUUAGUGUCCUUAAUUUCAGAAACCAGGCAACAAGAGCUUCUUGAGCAGUGCCAUUCCUGACAGAAAUCCAUUAUUGUUUGUAAAUAGUCAUGCUGGUGCAGAACGGUGAAAAGGCCAUGUUGUUGUAACGGGAAUAUUUUACAAAACAUCUCGAACCCUUUUGUAUGUAUUCUUCGAAUACUGGAAUGUUUGUGCCAGAAUUUGUGCCGUUUCAACUGGGUUCUUGUUCGUUGUUGUAAAAUGAUGUGUGUAUAUAUGUUACAGUUCAGAUUUAUUAAACUUACAAUUUUUUUAUAUUUGUAAUUUUGAUUAUAAACAACAGUGCUGUGUUUGGGAGAAUCUGGUUUCAGAUUGUUACUCGAAUAAAAAAAUAAAAUGAAAAGUAGCAUUGCU
Messenger RNA from Acipenser ruthenus (sterlet), 4703 nucleotides. Its product is annotated as tumor protein 63-like. The record is from RefSeq and is a predicted model, not a curated record. NCBI's taxonomy places the organism in Eukaryota, Metazoa, Chordata, Actinopteri, Acipenseriformes, Acipenseridae. Gene Ontology annotation, biological process: protein tetramerization; apoptotic process; regulation of transcription by RNA polymerase II. The transcript is spliced from 14 exons. Gene Ontology annotation, molecular function: protein binding; DNA-binding transcription factor activity, RNA polymerase II-specific; RNA polymerase II cis-regulatory region sequence-specific DNA binding. Gene Ontology annotation, cellular component: nucleus. Bases 361 to 2361 code for a protein of 666 amino acids.